Molecule: messenger RNA, 2604 nt
Organism: Fusarium mangiferae
Lineage: Eukaryota; Fungi; Ascomycota; Sordariomycetes; Hypocreales; Nectriaceae
Exons: 3
Coding region: 1-2604 (867 amino acids)
Biological process (GO): DNA-templated transcription; regulation of transcription by RNA polymerase II
Cellular component (GO): chromatin
Molecular function (GO): RNA polymerase II cis-regulatory region sequence-specific DNA binding; zinc ion binding; DNA-binding transcription factor activity, RNA polymerase II-specific
Source: RefSeq, a predicted model, not a curated record
AUGGAUGACAAUCACUUCGUACCCAGAGAACCACGGUAUGAGGAGGUGCGGAGCCGAAGGCGUGUAGCCAAGCGGCAUCAAUGCCCCAAGCCAGGGUGCGGAAAGUCAUUCAGUCGGCCAUCCCAUCUCGCGUGGCACGCUCUGAACCAUUCGGCCGUCGAGUUUGAAUGCCCUCGUUGUGCUGCAUCCUUCAAGCGCCGCGAUCUCCUUGGUACGUAUACCCAUGCCUUGAUCUGUAAAAAACGAAAACUUACCAACCCACUUUUUUCAGAGCGACACAAGGCUCGCCAUGCAAGUAAAGACCGGCUAGCUGGCGGGUUAGGGCUCGGCAUCCUCAGGACUAAACGACAUCGUCGGGGCCGACUUAUAAUGGCUUCUGGGUCAACGAGCGGCCAGCCAUUGGCAACAUCAAGGGACCCGCAGAGAGUAGUGACAAUAGAUCAACCGGGCACUGAUAUGAUCUCUUCAGCUCUUCCUGAACACGUAGGUGUAGCGGGGAGCGAUGAAUCAGCGGUCGGUAACUUCCAAGAAGCGACAGAACGAUCUGCCACGUUCGACGAAGCCAUCUCUGAUGAACCCCACGGAGGAAUUCUGAGCACAGAGGGCUUUGACUUUCUUGAGCUCGGAGACAUGUAUCACGACUCUACCUUUGACUUUAUGCAUUUCAAUGUCACAGGCGAUCCACAGUCUCCAGGAAGCUUCCGUGAUUCAAGUCUUGUGCCGGGCCAAGACGACUUACCUAUCUUACCCCCAAACUCUCUUGGCUUUGAUCAGGAUGGCCAAUCAUCUCAUCCAAUGCAAGACGCAACAGCACUGUUUUCAUCAACAAUUAGAACACCGACAGAAUGCGAGUCUGCAGAUCCCUUUCAAAGACUCCCUAGCCCCCAACCAACAGGAAGUCACAGUAAGGAAGCACUUGAGACAAGCAGUAAUUCCGCAGAAGUGGACAGUCUAUGCUCCCUUGGGCGCCUGGGGCUGAAUAACCUGCAUCUGACGCAAACAAAGAGGGGGGAGAUUCUCGGGCUCAUCAACGAUAUGAGACCAGUUUACCCAGACGGCACAUCGAUCGAUGACAGUACAGCUGACCUCUCGCUCGACCGAAUGCAGGAAUACCUAGACUUAUUCUUUGCCAAAUUCAACUCUUGCUACCCCAUGAUACACACACCGACACUUGAGGUUCUCGACGCGGAGCCAUUAUUCAUUUUAUCUCUAAUUGUCUUUGGGGCUACAUACAAGGAGAAAGAAGACCAUCAGCUUUCAGUCUGCUUGUAUGACGCCAUGACUCCAUACAUCAUGAGCGGGCUCAGUGGGAUCAAGGUGCCUGAUCUUUCCAUUCUUCAGGCCUUUAUGAUCUUGGAAUGUUAUGGGAUAUAUCGAGCUGGAGCAUACCAGCGGGAAAAUGCUAUUGUAAUGCAUACAUUUCUAUUCAACGCUAUAAGGAGACUAUCCCGUUACCACGUUCGGGCCAGAAUAAUGGUACCCGACUUGAGGAUAGAUCACGAAAAGGACUGGAAAGCAUUUGCAUACCAUGAGCAGUACAAACGGUUGAUAUUGUUUAUCUUUAUGUGGGAUACGCAGAAUGUCAGUUACUAUUCGUUCAUGCCAAGUAUGUCUACCCAAUCGAUUCAAGUAAUCCUACCAUGCUCCAAAGAGGCUUGGGAGGCGAAUGAUGAAGAUGCUUGGAAAGCAAUGGUUUCCUCAAAGAUUGAUCUCCCGUUGAUCAACAAUAUGGUAAAGGGCUUUAUCGAGGAUGGGGGAAGCAUAUGGUGUGAGACCUUGGACAGCUUAUCUCUGAGCUUUAUCCUGCACGGCUUGAUGUCAAUGUGCAACGACAUGGUCCAUUUCCACAACCAGUCCAUCUAUCUUGGAAAUGCCGCAGAGGGGAACGGCAACGCUUGGCGGUGUCGCAUGACGGCUGCCCUGGAGCUCUGGAAGACAAAAUAUGAUGCUUACGCUAUGGGCACAAGACAAACCAUUGAUGAAGACUCGUCGCUACACGAGUUCCGCCAGGAAAACGUGGCUUAUCUUGCGCUUUAUCACACGGCCCAUAUUGUCGUCAAUGCGGAUAUCCGUCAUCUUCAGAUCGCAGCAGGCGCUGAGGCAAUCUUCGGGCAUGUUGUAACGAGCACAGAGCGCGAAGAAAGCAUAAAGGCGGUGAUGGAGUGGGUGCGAGUGACUCCUGACUCGGCUGGUCAUGCUGCGUGGCAUGCUGCACAGAUGAUCCGCGAGGGCCUAUUAAACCUGCGGAACUGGAAGGCUAAUGGAAUGUUCCAUUACCCGUGGUGUCUCUACAUCGGCGUCUUGACGAUUUGGGCUUUUGUGCAUUUCUCGCAGGGGCAGAGUGAUGGGGACGACAACCGUGGAGCCUGUCAUCAUAGCAUUGGUGGAGAGGAUAUUUUGCGGACGCAGUCAAAGGCUCUUAUGCACCAGACCAUCUCAAAUAUGGCAUCUUGUACCCCAGCGACAAUUGGCAGAGAUCUGCAUAGAUGUUGCCCGCAUGGUUUGGCUAUUGAAGUGGCAAAGUAUCUCAAGACAGUUCGAUGGACUGCUGCUUUCGAAGCAAUGAAGGUCCUUGAGGGCAUUGUGGACACGGAGAUACUUUGA